GCCAAACUACACAUACAUACGCAUUUAUAAACGAAAGAAACCAGUUUAGAAAUUCCGUAAGGUUUUUACAAUAAUCGACUGCUCGAUCCGAUGAUAUACACCUACCCGCGGAAGGUUGUAUUCGAACUUCACUGUUUCAGGGCCAAACCACUGAUAUGACGAGCCAUGGAUAACACUGUGGGGCAUUUAGCUCUGGUGAUCGUAGCUCUGCUGGGGCCGCGUCUGUGUAUCGCACAGGAAUAUGCAGUGCCUCAGCCAUGUUUCUUUCACAAAACUGUAAAUAGCACAGCCGAAAAUGAACUACAAGGUAUGACUUUAAAAGACUGUGUGGUGGAAGAUGGCGAUAUGAGUAAUACGUCUUUCUGUGUGACUGCACCAGGCCCCAACGGCUCCACAAGGCAUGCGGUACGGCACGACUGCUUGUGUGGUGGGAAAUGGGAAACGAUACGAAAAGUCAGCCAUCUUGACUGUGAUAGCAGUAUCUGCUGUAAGACCAAAAUCUGGCAUUGUCGUAAUGGCGGAAAGCUAACAUGCAUUCACAACCUGAUCCACCAAUGUAGUUGUGCCUACCCUUUCCAUGGUGAUCGGUGUCAGUAUGUUAAAGUGACAAGAGAGUGUUCGCCAAAUGUAUCGACACCCGGCUUGCAGAGCUGUGAAAGCAGCGGGGAAUCAAAGACCAUGUGUCUGUAUACUGUCAACCAGAACCAGUUACAAUGUGGAUUACCGGUCUCAGAAUCGGAUGUGAGCAACCUGGCUGCAUGUUCCAUGAUAUAUGAUAGAGGAGUGCUUACGGAAAAUAACGAAGUUAACUCCGUUACGGAAAUACCCGAUCAAGAUUCGUUUUGGUCAAACUGGUCGCCAUGGUCAGUCUGUCAGAUGCCUGAUAAUGCUCAGUCAAAGGGGCCAUGUAAGUGUAGGAAAGGGGAGUGUGAGGACGGAAGUUGUACAGGAUUUGGAAUAGAGGUGACAAAUUGUACAGAGCACGGGCACUGGACCCCGUGGACACCGUGGUCAGCAUGCUCAACUACCCGUGGAAGAACGGGCGAAAGAACUCGGUAUAGAUUUUGCAGUAAUCCUUCUCCAAAAUAUGACGGAAAGCCAUGUGAAGGACCGGACAAUCAGAAAGAGGCGUGUUCCCAGGAUCAUCAAGCAUCCGGACCAAACUUGCAGAUGACCAAUUUUUCUUCCUGGGCCAACAUGACGUUUGAGGACGAAGUGCCAGGAUGGCUGAAAGUGCGUACCAAGCUUGUAUGCCAGUCUCAUGAGAGCGAACUGAAGAAUAUCAAGGCAGGAGAAGUAGCCGAGUCAUGUUAUUUGCUGAAGGUUUCAGUAGAACACUGUCACGAAAAUGACUGUGUCCCUCUUAAGGGCCUCCGUAAACUUAUAAACAAGUCUUUCAUACCGGAAAACUAAAAAUAGACUUUGAGAAACCAAAAUCAAUGCAUUUUUUUUUUUUAACAAAAUUGGUGUCUCUUAAUGAGGCUACAUUGUUCGUACUUAGAACUGAAGCUGGAAAUGACGUCAUGCCACUACUACGUGCAACCAGUGUUGUUUGGAAAACUUAACCCAAAUAGUAUAAUACUUCAUCGUGUAUACGUGUAUAUAGCUGUGAUAACAUCGCUUUAAAAGACAACAAGAACAUGGAAUGGCAGUUUUCUGUUUAACCUUCAAGCAAGGCUGCAGACAACAGAAGAGAUGAUAAAAUAAGACACCUGUUUUAUCAUCAAAGCUCAUCAAUAUCACUCUGGGUCGGGUUUCACGAAAAUUCUUAAGUUCGUUCUCGUGCUCAAAUUUGAGAACAGCCAAUCAGAAAUGAAGUUAUAUGAUCUAACGUCAUUUCUGAUUGGUUAUUCUCAAAUUUGAGCACGUGAACAUACUUAAGAAUAUUCGUGAAACCCGACCCUGACAUUUAUCUUUAAAUAAUCGAUGAUUAUUGACACAUUUGCCAUACAAUUUGUAAAUAGAAAUCUGAUAUACCACCAAUAGAUGAUGAACCGUUUUUGCGGUUUUCCAAAUAGUUUUGAAAAACUUCUUUAUUCAAAGACUUAUUUUUCUUCUGGUAUUGGGCAAUCUGAAAUAUUACAAUAUAUGCAGUCCAUUUUAUUUUCCUCGUUGUAUCAAAUGACUAUUUGAUAACAGCAUUGAUAUAUCUGUAUGCUGAUACUUCAAUUGCAAAAUAUAACCUUUUUUUGUCUUUCUCUCUCUUUCAUAACUACCCCCUUAAGUUCGUUAUUGCCGCUUUGCAUUGGCAUGAAGUAAAAUUUUGGUUGACUGCAUGUUUUUAUGUUCAAAUAAAUUGUGGUGUUCAUAUCUGCAUUGCGAAUUUGUGACGUCAGCAAUUAUUAGAUGUGUUACCAUUCCAAAAAAUGAAUAAUGAAAAUUUAUCACAAGUGUUUCCAAUAGUAUCCUAGUUAUGUGGUAAACGGAAUUUAUCGUGAAUUUCAUUUGAGACUUGUAAAACAAAUCCCGUUUUUCACUCUAAAUUGCCAGAGGCUUGGUAAAAUAAAAAAAAAUAGUUCAUAAACCUGGUAGGAAAAGUAAUUUCAGAUUCCUUUUUUCAGCACGUGUGGUUCUGUUCGUCUAAUACCACAAUAUUGUAAAUGAUGUGUCUACCAUUUGUUAAAAUAUUCAAUAAAUCAGUCUGAUAAAAAUGUGUUGCUAAAGCACCUGUUAUUUAUAUCAAAACUUUUUUGAAGGGUAAUGCGUCAAUUUCCACAUCCCUAACAUCCAUUUGCUAAAUCUAGUACCAUGGUACGUGUUGUCACACUGACGGUCACGUGACCAAACGCAUACGCGUAUCGUCCAUUUUAAACAUUGGAACGUGAAUGUAUACGACUUUAUUGUGAUGUGUGACGUCAUAGGUUCAUGUAAAUAAAUACAUAGAAAUUCUUUAUAAUGUCCAUGUUUUCGUUUAACGUUUUCCAUCAUUGCCAACGUGUAUUAAUGUUCUCAUUGUGAAAUGUUCAACAAUCUCGUCCUGUAUACCCAAUGUUAAAUGUGCUAACUAAUUGAAUUAAAAUUGUUUAAACUUUUUUUUCUUA
Molecule: messenger RNA, 3041 nt
Organism: Ylistrum balloti
Lineage: Eukaryota; Metazoa; Mollusca; Bivalvia; Pectinida; Pectinidae
Product: SCO-spondin-like
Exons: 10
Coding region: 166-1413 (415 amino acids)
Cellular component (GO): cell periphery
Source: RefSeq, a predicted model, not a curated record